AUGGAAAGGAAAAAAGGCAUCUUUUCGUGGGACUCUUUGGAUAAGAGAGUGGACAGGCAUGGAAACGUCCUCGGUCCCAAUGAGGAUGAGACUAGAGAGGUUAGAACUGAACUUUCCACUUACGGAAAAAGACGGAUUGGAACUCACCAAUGCGUUGAUUCUAAGAAGUCUGACACACCAGCUGUUGCAAAGCCGGCAGCAUCAGUGAAACCAAAAACCCCGACUGUUCCAAGUGGGAAGAAGACGAACAUUGCCAAUCCCAAAACACCAUCGAAAAAACAGAAUGCACCAACCAUAUCAGCCACCAAGAAAACAAAAGCCCAAAACGCAACAGCUUCAAAAGAUAAAUUGCCAAUUCCGAAGGCAGCCACCAAGACGCGAUCCCAAAAAAGCAAAGGAUCCCUAAAAACGAAACAUUCCAAAACACACCUACCCGCCAAGACGCCACCUCUAAAGCCACCCAUCAAAGUUGCACCUCCAAAACCACCCGCAAAAGUAACGCCUCAAAAAACACCCGCCAAGACAGCACCUCCAAAAACGCCCCCCAAAGCGGCUCCUCCAAGACAAUCCUCCAAAAUCCCAGCUCCGAAUGCGACAGUACCAAUCAACAACCCAGUUUCCAAGUCAACCACCAAACAGCCAUGUCCCAAGUCAACCACCAACAACCCAGUUUCCAAGUCAACCACCAAACAGCCAUGUCCCGAGUCAACUGUCAAAAACUUAGUUCCCAAGGCAACCACGAACAUGGCAGUUCCCAAGGCAACCACGAACAUGGCAGUUCCCAAGGCAACCACCAACAUGGCAGUUCCAAAAUCAACCACUAAAAAGCCAGUUUCGAAGGCAACCACUAAGAAGUCUGUUCCGAAAACAACUACGAUAAAGCCCGGUACAGAACCGAAGUCUCCUGCAAAAGUUGUUGUAAGAAUGCCCCCACCCAAAAGUAUAAUAAAACUACCAACAAUCAAAGUUGUAAAGCUUGGGCACGUUACUAAAGUAAAAACAACUGGUGAGAUCAGAAUGCCAGCGCUUGUCAAGAAAACUCAAUCGUCGGAGCAUUCGGCACUAAAAAAAACAGCAAGGAGGUUGCUAUCCACGAAAAGGUCUCCCACGAAAAAGCCACCUCCUCCGACAGAUUCAAAAGCAAUCAAAUUGGCUUUCCUCAAAAAGCUGGAAACGGAGCUACACAAAUCAAUUCGGAAGUUAGCUGAUGCGGCAAAAUUAAAGGCUCACACGAAUCUUCCAGGAAAAGGAGGAAAAACGCCGCUGAAAGCCCCCAAAACAAAAGCCACUACCAAAACGCAAGAACACGAAGUGAAAACGCCCAUCAAAACACCCACCAAAUCGCCUACUCACAAAACAAACGCACCUGCUGCGAACACGAAAACAAAUCCGAAAGUAAAAACGAAAACGCCCCCAAGUAACAUGCUCAAGACCAAAGCAGUCAAAAACACAGCAAAAAAACCACCACUUCUGAAGAAGAUGCUUCCAAAGAAAGCACCGGAAAUGAAAACACCAAAAAAGAAGGCGUCUGCGCCAGGCGGAUCGAAGACAAAAUAUCAUACUCAUUUGAAGCUGGUUCACCAGUACACAGUGAAAAGUUUGUUUAAAAAGGUCGAAGUAAAAUCGGCCCAGACCAACGGGGUCCCGAGUGCUAAAGAUCUUGCCGUCGCGAAGAAAGGGCAGGAUAUGUUAGCUAAAUUACGGAAGCACUAUGUCCCUAAAAAAGGAGGAAUAUGCCCUGCUGGUUCGGUCCCCCACCCUAUUUUCAAGACUCUCUGCCGCAAGGUGAUAAUCAUCCAUCAAGCCCACGUAAUGGAGAGUGGAUUAUGUCCCCCAGGUUCUAACCCCGACCCCAAGGAAAAGAACCUCUGUACCAUUACAAACAUGAGCGUGUUCACCAAGAAAGUGAAGGUUUCUAUGAGUACCACAAAUAAGAUAGGAGGAAACUGUCCACCCGGUACCGUUGUGUUUAAGCUACAGCCAGACAAGUGUCUUGUGGUCGACAUGAAGAAGUUCUCAGGCGAAAGACUUCCAUGGCAAUAGCCCAACGUAAAAUGACAUCGGCAUUUGAAGAGUCAGUUUGGUAAAUGGUGUAUUAUUCAGCCAUUCCGACGAGUAGGCCUACACGACGG
This is a messenger RNA of Lineus longissimus, 2132 nucleotides long. RefSeq names its product nascent polypeptide-associated complex subunit alpha, muscle-specific form-like. The record is from RefSeq and is a predicted model, not a curated record. The transcript is spliced from 9 exons. NCBI's taxonomy places the organism in Eukaryota, Metazoa, Nemertea, Pilidiophora, Heteronemertea, Lineidae. Bases 1 to 2043 code for a protein of 680 amino acids.